Trematomus bernacchii (emerald rockcod) is the source of this 2312-nucleotide messenger RNA. RefSeq names its product arachidonate 15-lipoxygenase B-like. Gene Ontology annotation, biological process: lipid oxidation; linoleic acid metabolic process. NCBI's taxonomy places the organism in Eukaryota, Metazoa, Chordata, Actinopteri, Perciformes, Nototheniidae. Gene Ontology annotation, molecular function: protein binding; oxidoreductase activity, acting on single donors with incorporation of molecular oxygen, incorporation of two atoms of oxygen; iron ion binding. The coding region runs from base 78 to 2141 and encodes 687 amino acids. The transcript has 15 exons. The record is from RefSeq and is a predicted model, not a curated record.
AACAUUCCACCACCAUAGCCAACCAUUUCUAUCGCUAAGGAGUGGACACACACAUAUAAAAAGAGGAAUCGGCAGACAUGAGCCAUUCACCAAAGGAUUCUUGGUCUAACAGGAUUCUUCCUCUCUCCAGUGGGAAAAUGGUUGAUUUUGAAGUGACAGUAUUCACUGCCAAUAUCGACUAUGCUGGGACUUUAAACAAUGUCUACAUUGAGCUGGUGGGAACAGAUGGGAAUAGUGAACGCGAGUUGCUGAUGGACUAUCUUCGGACCUGGAACUUUAUAAGAGGAGCAGUGUCUAGUUUUACAGUACCUUGCCCUGUCUCCAUUGGAAAGCUGAUCCAGAUCAAGCUGGACAAACCGCGCUUCCUGUUCUUUGAAGACAAUUGGUUUCCUAAAAAGGUGGAAGUGAAAUCCCCUGAGGGAGACACCUACAACUUCCCCAUCUACCGCUGGAUCAAUGACAGCGAGGUGCACUGCUUCAGAGAGGGAACAGCUCUGACAGCCUGUAAAGAUCCACAUUCCAAGACAAUACGGGAGCAGGAGAUAAAACAGCGAGAGAGUGACUAUUGUUGGCAUGAUCAUGCAGAGGGGUUACCCCAUUGCAUGAAGGCGGAUAGCCUUUUUUCCCUGCCUUCUGCGCUCCGCUUCUCCUACACCAAGGACAUAGAGCUUGCCUUCACUCUAGGGACAGGGCUAAUUGAGCUCAAACUUGAGGGAGUGGCUGAUUCCGUGGAUGACUGGACUAAGAUUGAUGAUAUCAAAACAGUGUUCCCUUGCAGAUCAACACAAAUUUACGACUAUGCCGAGGAACAUUGGAAAGAGGAUGCUUUCUUUGGCUACCAGUUCCUAAAUGGUGUCAACCCCAUGUUGAUCCGACGUUGUUCAACUCUGCCCAAAAACUUUCCUGUCACUGAUGAGAUGGUCUUCUCCAGAGGUCCGUAUACCUUGGCAGAGGAAAUGAAGAAAGGCAACAUAUUCCUGUGUGACUUCAAGCUUCUGGAUGGACUGAAAGCUAACAUCAUCAAAGAAAAGCAGCAGUACAUGACGGCUCCCCUCGUCCUGCUCCACAAAACACCCGAUGACAAGCUGAUGCCACUUGCUAUUCAGCUGAAGCAGACUCCAGGAGAAGACAAUCCCAUCUUCCUGCCUACUGAUUCUGAGUACGACUGGUUGAUGGCCAAGAUUUUCGUGAGAAGUGCAGAUUUCAACCUGCAUCAACUCAAUGUUCACCUGCUGCGCACACAUCUGCUGGCUGAAGUCUUCACGGUGUCUCUGAUGCGCAACAUUCCCAUGGUGCAUCCACUGCACAAGCUGCUGUUGGCUCACACAUGGGACACCUUGGAAAUCAACUACUUAGCUCGAAAUCAACUAAUAUCUAAGAAUGGAACUUACACCGAGUUUGCAGCGGCUGGUGGGGAGGAUAUGAUGAAACUCCUGAAGCGAUCACUGUCCUCAUUGACCUACAGCUCCCUCUGCAUACCAGAGGACAUCACUGAGCGUGGCCUGCAGACUGUGCCCAACUUCUACUACAGGGAUGAUGGACUCGAGCUCUGGGGUAUCAUCCAAAGGUUUGUGGAAAGAAUGCUCAAGUUCUACUACAACAAUGAUGCCGAGGUCAAGAAAGACUCUGAACUGCAGAAAUGGAUUUCGGACAUUUUUAAGCAUGGAUUUCUUUCCAAAGUAUCCAGUGGGAUCCCACAGAGAUUCACCACCGUGGAAGAGUUGGUGAAGUUUGUCACCAUGGUGAUCUUCACCUGCUCAGGACAGCACUCAGCUGUGAACUCUGGACAGUAUGACUAUGGUGGCUGGAUGCCCAACAGUCCCUCCACAAUGCAACGUCCUCCACCAACCAGAAAGGGGAAAACAAAUCAGGACACGAUGCUGCAGACAUUACCCAACAAGGGUGUAACAGCUAACGCAAUGGCCGCCUUGUGGCUACUCAGCAAAUCAUCGUCUGACUACGUCCCUCUUGGCCAGUACCCAGAGGCCCAUUUCAACGAGACGAAUCCCUGCGAGCUGAUAAAACACUUUCAAGGAAUGCUUCAAGCGUUAAGUGCAAACAUCAAAAUCAGAAACUUGCCCCUGAAGGUCCCAUACACAUACAUGGAUCCAGAAAAGGUAGAAAAUAGUGUGGCUAUUUGAAUAUCAGAAGGUGUAUGUUCCCGAGGUGCUGGCCAAAUUCACCUUCAUAUUAACCAAAGUAGAAAAGGGGAAAAACUGCAUGUUAUUAAAGGGGACCUAUCAUGCAAAAUGCACUUUUGUACGUCUUUUAUACAUGAAUAUGUGUCCCCGGUGUUCCAGGGAACUCACCAA